AUCGAAAAUUCCCCAAUCCUCUGAUCAAUACUACAGUAGAAGUCGAAUUUGGUUUCCGUCUUUCUGGGAUACAGAUCAGUAUGCCAAUAGGCAGACCCUCAAUUGUAGUAUGCAACAAGACGAAUUGAUAAGCACAAACGCACGGGCCCACCACCCCUUUAGCUACUUCUCCCUUCACCGGGGUCCUCAACGUCCACCCAAACAUCAAAAGCAGCAUUGCGCCCAUGAUGAGUUCGCGGCCCUUCACCUGCACAGAGUGCACACAGACAUUUACGAGAAACGAAAACUUGGAACGACAUAAACGCUCAAGACAUGGUAGCGAUAGCCGUAGGCCGUUCAGAUGCGAAAAUUGCAAAGCCAGGUUCACUAGAAAGGACGUGUGCAAGAGACACGCCGAAAGAUGUAGAGGCACAUUCAGCCGUGUGUUGACGAUCACCGCUAUCGAGAACGGAGCGGCGCAACAGGCAUCGGCCGUUGAAGACACUGCUCUUUCACCAGACGACCAGGAUGAUUCGCCCUUUUCAACUUCUCAGGAAGGCAUUAACGCUGGAGUUGGAGAUGAUACCAUCUACCCAAAUAGCCCACCAGAAGCUACAGAAGUGCCUAAUCCGGAGCAGCUUCUAGUGACGGAGAUUAUGACGACCGGAAUAGAAACUUACGUAUCAACGUAUUUCGAGAGUUUCCAUCCAUCAUUCCCACUUGUGCAUCGACAAAGCAUAGGGAAUGAGUUACCUAAGUUGUCGAAGCAGAUUAUCGUCUCAAUUGGCAUGCUAUAUGCUUCCAGAAAUGUGUCUGAAGAGGAAACGGCAUCCUUGAUGCAGAAGAGCCAAACACUAUGGAAGUAUGGUCAUAAUGAACUUUGGCGAGUUGUUGAGGCGGACUGGAGAGAAAUCCGCAGGGCAUGGGUUAUGCAAGCAUGGCUCUUGCAUAUCAUCUAUGGGGCGUAUACUGGCAAUGCGUCUGACUUCGAUAAAUCAAAGAAGAUGCUGCGAUGGAUUGUCGACGCCGCCCGAGACCUCGGUCUCCUCCGCCAAAACGUUUUCCAGUCAACAUCCAGGUUCAGAGACUUGGAAGAACAGACAUUACACGAUCACUGGAUGUCAUACGUUGAAUCGGAGUCCAUGAAGCUAUCCAUGUACACCCUUCUGUUCCUCGACUUUCAUAUUUUCUCCCCUUGCAACAUUCGCCCACUUACCACUCCCACCGAGCUCGAUUGGGAGCUGCCCCUUGCUUCAUCAUUAUGGGAAGCGGACACCUCGUUAGCGUGGGCCCAACGGCUCGGAGACGAACCCCGAACUGUCGGACUGACCCGAUCUCACGACACGCCUGGCAUGACUUGCCCAACAACAAAAUCACUGAACCUUGCUAUGCAAUCAUUAAUGACGGACACACCGAGUCCGCAAUUGUUAGCGGCGCUGCGUGCUUCGCCGAUGGCAACGCUCUUCGUCCUUACCAGUCUCGAUUCCCUCGUCAGGGAUUUUACCCGGUGCUACUACCAACUCCCACCGGCUUUGGCCGACCCAAACGCAUACCACAUUCUCACUCAAUCUCAAAACAGACAGGUCAGUGCAGCUUUACGAUACGUCUCCGAAAUCAUCACAACGCAAAUCGCCGCGGCAGAUAGCUCGAACUGGCACAUUCUGAACUUUGCCGAGCGUAUCGCACUAUCCGUCAAGCUCGCGCUCUGCAAACCCGAUGAUCUUCUGAUUGGUGGUAUCGUGGAAAAUAGCGUCGUUGCCGGCCUCACAACCGCGACACAUCUCACCAUGGGACUUCAGGUUGGAGCUCGCAGAUCGUUGCAAAACCUACUCAGAUACAAUUCCGGUGAUGACGGAAUGUUAGUCUUCCUUGAUGACUUGAUGGACGUCCUGUCAAGUGUGACGAGCAUCGAGAGGCAAGAUGCGUUUCGAGAAGCGCCUUGGGCGACGGUGGCUACGUACAAGAUCCUCCUGGCAAUAUGGAGGUUACUGCGAUGGGCAACAGGAGAGAUGCGACGGAAGGCAGGUACCCAGGCGACCGUCCGCACUCGGUUUGAGGCUUCUACAAUCAUCUUCGAUUCCAUUCUUGAAGUCCUGCAGCGACAAGAGCACAUCAGUGGCCAAACUCGGCGCCUCUCGGUUCGGGAGUCCACCUCAUUAGGCAUGGCGUCGGAGGCGAGUGAGGUACGCUUCAUGGAAACCGUAUUACAGUUCUGGAAGGGGAGACCUAUUUGGGCAAUGGGGUCCUUCAUGACAACGGUGCUCGAGGAGGUCAUCUCGGCUGGUGGUAUGGCCUAUGAGUAAGGGUGUGCCGACUAGCGCGCGGCGAGUAGGCCGCUGCCUCAGACCAGGGUUGCUGCGGAGCUCCGCCGCAGCCACCACUUAUCUCGAACUGUAUAUCUAUACUUUGAAGAGGCACUUGAAUUGUCACCUGGAGUAGUCUGUGACAUCCCGAAUUUCCCGAAUCGUUUCAAUCUUCCAACGGGUUUACCGCCGGCUAUAUCCUACACCAAGUCAACGCUGAUUGUGUGUGUCCCCAUCAAACAGACGCCAAGAAAAUCAUGGCUGCGCAGGAUAAUUUUGGCUGGGUAUUACUUCUCCUACCAUUGAUAUCAUUUCCUUAUUCACUCACACGUGGCUCUCACUCUUAGAAGUACAACUUCC
Molecule: messenger RNA, 2642 nt
Organism: Colletotrichum acutatum
Lineage: Eukaryota; Fungi; Ascomycota; Sordariomycetes; Glomerellales; Glomerellaceae
Exons: 6
Coding region: 225-2282 (685 amino acids)
Biological process (GO): DNA-templated transcription; regulation of transcription by RNA polymerase II
Cellular component (GO): chromatin
Molecular function (GO): RNA polymerase II cis-regulatory region sequence-specific DNA binding; DNA-binding transcription factor activity, RNA polymerase II-specific; zinc ion binding
Source: RefSeq, a predicted model, not a curated record